Molecule: messenger RNA, 2010 nt
Organism: Cydia amplana
Lineage: Eukaryota; Metazoa; Arthropoda; Insecta; Lepidoptera; Tortricidae
Product: gastrula zinc finger protein XlCGF57.1-like
Exons: 5
Coding region: 51-1994 (647 amino acids)
Biological process (GO): regulation of transcription by RNA polymerase II
Cellular component (GO): nucleus
Molecular function (GO): DNA-binding transcription activator activity, RNA polymerase II-specific; RNA polymerase II cis-regulatory region sequence-specific DNA binding
Source: RefSeq, a predicted model, not a curated record
AAGUAAAUUUCUGUUGUAAAUGAUAACCGUAGUGAUUCCCAAGUAAGAAAAUGGAGGAGUUGCACUCGUGUAGCUGCUGCCUGGUGCGGCCACCAGAGAAGGGACUCAAGACUGUGUAUAAACAUCUCGGCAAAACAGAAAUAUAUUACGACAUGCUGAAAGCCUGCUUCGAUAUUAAUCUCGGUAUAGGAAAUGAAGAGUGUGGUAUCUGCGAGGUGUGCGUGGGGCGGCUGCGGGACGCGAACGACUUUAAGCUGCAAGUGCAGCGCUGCCAGACUGAACUGCAUGCUCGGUUCAAGGGAGUACUCUCUACCAGUGACAAGUUCAAAAUUAAGUUGGAGAAAGCGGCUGGAGAUGAGACCAUCAAAUGUGAUAUCAAGCUGGAGAAGUCGGAGGUGGAGAUGGCUGACGGCGAGGUCGUAUCAGUGGCCAUAUACGGCGGGCCACCAGGGCCUUCAGCGAAGCCCGUUUCUACCGCGAGCAACCGCGACACUUCACCGGCGGAUACCGUCACCGAUCUCGACGACUCCAAGCCGGCUCGAGCUUCUGGCCGCAAUAAAGUGCACGAGUGCGACAUAUGCCACAAAAAGUUCGAGAAUACAAACGCUAAAACCAGACUCAUUAUCCAUCGCCGCUCCCACACUGGAGAGAAACCUUACUCGUGCAAUGUAUGCGACAAAAAAUUCGCACAAAGGAGCCACUUAAACACACAUUACGCAUAUCACAUAGGGAAGUUCAAAUUCUCCUGCGAAGUGUGUGGUACGCGAUUUAUACAAAAAAAUCAAUACGUUGUACAUAUGCGUGGGCAUACAGGUGCAAGACCGUAUUCGUGUGACUUAUGCAACAAAACUUUCAGACAAAAAGGCCACUUAACCGUUCAUAUGAGGAAACAUUUGAAAUAUGAUCCUAGUAGCGUGGAGCCGGGAGAGAUUACAUGCAAAUCAGAAUUUGCUGAUGAAACUGAUGACUUUACAUGUGAUAUAUGCAGAAAACAAUUUGCAGAGGAAAGCGCCUUAAACACUCAUAAAAAAAAUCAUUCCGGUGAUUAUCCAUUCACUUGCGAUAUUUGUGAAAGGAAGUUUAAUACGCAGUUUGCCUUGAAUAAUCAUAAAUUUGACCAUUCUGGAGGGAAACCUUUUAAGUGUGAAAAAUGCAAUAAAGGGUACACAUCGAAAGGCGCUUUAAAUCUACAUUUGAAAGUUCACACUGAGGAUUAUAAGCACGCAUGCCUUCUGUGUAGUAAACGAUUCAUAAUAAAGGAGAAUUUAAAUGUACAUAUGCGCGUACACACGGGGGAAAAGCCUUAUACCUGUGCAACUUGUGAAACUAAGUUCCGCUAUAGAUAUAGCUUGAAGAAACAUUUAUUGGAAAAACACAACCAAGUUAUGGACAAGCAGUUCUGUUGCGACAUUUGCGGGAAACGAUUUGCACUACAGGGGACAUUAAAUAAACACAUGGAAAAGCACGCUGAGCAAAAAAGGGAGGAAGAAGCCAAAAAGGAAGGGCGGACUGAAGACAGGCCAUUUAUGUGUGAAUUAUGUAGCAAACGAUUUUCAACAAAAGGUAUUUUAAGAAAUCACAGAGAGACACACUCCGAAGAAAGACCUUUCGAAUGCGAAAUAUGUCAUAAGAACUUCAGAAUGAAAAAAAGUUUGCAAGAUCACAUGAAAGUUCACGAGGACUUUAAACGACACUCGUGUGAAGUGUGCGGACAGCAAUUCAAACAUAAAUCGGCCUUAGCAGUUCAUAUCCGACGAAUGCAUUCUAAAAGUAUGCCUCACACUUGCGAUGUGUGUGAUAAAGCGUAUCCAGUUAUCGCUGAAUUAAAGAAACAUUAUCGAGUACACACUGGGGAGAGACCAUUUGCUUGUGAAAUAUGCUAUAAGAGGUUUCCACGGCAAGAUGGUGUAAGGAGGCACCUUAGAAAGGUUCACCACGAGAAACCUUCGAAAUAUAUUAAAUUAAAAGAAUUUAAUAAUCCUUACAAUAAAUAAUACUAUGUAGUGAUAU